AUGGUUGAAGCAGACUUGAGUGAGAUCCAAGCCAAUAAUUGGUGGGAAAUCGCGCAAGAUCGUGCAAAGUGGAGAAAUCUUGUUUCGGAGGCCAAGACUCACUUCGGGUCACUGAGCCAGUUGAAUAAGUGCAGCUUGUCUUGCCAAGGAUCGUCAUCCGGACCAACUUUCUUACCCGGUCAAAAAUACACAUAUGGAGUCGAAGGAUCAGUCUCGGUUUAUCUGACCGGAACAGAAAAACAGGAGACCAGUGUCAAGAUCUUCGGACAGGUGUCCGUUACCUCGGCUGGUAACUGCGUACUGUCAUUGAAGGUCUACUCUCUAGCAAUAUCUGGACCAGAUGGAAAGAAAUACUCAGCGCCUAACGGCAUCGAGAAGCCCGUUAAGUUCAGUCUUCAAGAUGGCCGCGUGGGAGCCGAAAUCUGCACUGAACCAGAUGACACCCGCGCUUCUCUUAACAUCAAGAGAGCCAUCAUCUCCAUGCUGCAGACAGAGCAAAAAACUUCCACUCAGACGGAUGUCUUUGGAUCAUGCCCAACUGAAGUGUCAUCGUCUCAAGAAGGAUCAGCUGUGCUCGUACACAGAAGCCGUGACCUCAGCAGGUGCGCCCACAGAGAGCAAACCAAGAACGAACUUAUCAGUGCCAUCUAUAACCCUAAUUCUCAAAUCAAGAGCACGCAGAUCUUACAAUCUAUAUUAAACGUUGAGUCCAAGGUGAACAAGGGAAUACCAGAAAAAGUGUCCGCAGUCGAACAGUACUUGUACAAACCCUUCUCCGUCGGAGAGAACGGUGCAAGAGCUGAAGUCAAUACCAAACUUACUCUUACUGGUACUUCGCAAGGCGCUCCUGAAGGCAACUGCCCUGAAAGCCGCACCAUCAUCUUCGAGAACCCGCACGAAUCUGACGCAUCACACAGCAACUACGAAAACGUAUUCAAGGCUGUCAAAGAGACUUGCAAAUCCCUUGGAAACAAAGCUGGCUACAAAUCUGCUGGUAUAUUCGCUCAACUCGUUAGGGUUUUCCGCAGCGCUAACAAGGAAGAUUUACUGAAAGCAUUCGGGCAAAUCAGGGGCAACAACUUAGAAAAACGCGUCUUCCUGGAUGCCCUUCUCCGUGCAGGCACUGGCUACAGCAUUGAAGCCUCCAUACAGAUUCUCAAGAGCAAGCAACUAAGCCCUAUUGAAGAAAAGAUUGUAUUCCUCUCACUUGGCAACGCGAGACACGUCACAAGCGAUGCUAUUAAGGCUGCUGCUGGUCUCCUUGACAUUUCUGACUUACCAAUAAACGUAUACCUCGGAGUCGGUGCCCUUGCUGGUACUUACUGCCGUGACCACAACUGUCAUGAUGAGAAGAACGAAGGCAUCGUUGCUCUCAGCAAGAAGUUGGGUGCUAAACUGCAGAACUGCAAGCCUAAGAACAAGGUUGAUGAGGACAGUAUUGUAGCGGUAUUGAAGGGUAUCCGUAACAUCCGUCACUUGGAAGACAGUUUGAUCGACAAGCUCGUCCACUGCGCCAACGACCACAACGUGAAAGCUCGCGUCCGCGUCGCCGCCCUUGAAGCCUUCCAAGCUGACCCUUGCGCUACUAAGAUCAAGAGAACUGGUUUAGAUCUUAUGAAGAACCAUCAACUGGACUCCGAGAUCCGCAUCAAGGCGUACCUCGCCGUCAUCCAGUGUCCUUGCGGAAAAUCCGCCAACGAAAUCAAAAACUUAAUUGAAAAUGAACCUGUACACCAAGUUGGCCGUUUCAUCAGCACCUCCCUUCGUCACAUCCGUGCCUCCGCAAACCCGGACAAACAACUCGCUCGUCAGCAUUAUGGACUUAUUGGAAUCCCCAACAAAUACAACAUCGAUGACAGGAAAUACUCCUUCUACCGUGAAAUGAGCUACAACGUCGAUGCCCUUGGUGCUGGAGGAAACGUGGAAACGUCAGUCAUCUACUCGCAAGAUUCCUUCUUGCCGAGAUCCGUCAAUCUGAACCUUACCGCGGAACUGUUCGGACACAGUGUAAACAUUUUUGAGAUCGGCGCACGUCAAGGCAACCUGGACCGUGUUGUGGAACACUUCCUUGGCCCCAAAAGCUUCCUCCGAACUCAGAAGCCUCAGGAGAUCUAUGAUAAUUUGAAACAUAAAUUCGAAGAGUCCUACAAGAAGGUCGACUCUAGUGUAAGAGGACGUCGCUCUGUCAAGAGCGAAAUUGACAACUUCGAUAGACAAAUAAAAGCUGAAUCCGCACCUUACAACAACGAGUUAGACUUGGACGUCUACAUCAAACUGUUCGGAACCGAUGCGGUGUUCCUAUCCCUCGGAGAUGACAAGGGCUUCGACCUCAACCAUUUCCUCGACGAAUCCUUGAAAUCCGUAAACGAAGGUUUCGACAAGAUGAAGAAUUUCCAGCAAGAGCUUCGCGGACACAUUCUGUUCAUGGACGCCGAAUUGGCUUACCCAACAUCCACUGGUCUCCCUCUAAAACUAGACGCGAUUGGAGCAGCCACUGCACGUGUAGACAUAGCUUCAAGCACAGACAUCCGCCAGAUUAUCAGAAGCCCAAAGAACGCUAAAGUUGAUUUCAAACUAGUACCGAGCUCUGAUGUCGAAAUCUCUCUCGUUAUGCUGGUCGACGCUGACUGCCUAUCGACUGGUCUCAAAGUUGUGACCAACUUGCACUCUUCAACCGGUGGACAAGUAGUCGCAAAGGUUAUCGGAAAUGGUCAAGGUUUUGAGCUCCAAUGGGGUCUCCCAAUAGAUAAACAAGAAAUUCUGACUGCGUCAAAUGAUUUGGUAUUCUUUACUGCUGAAAAGGGUCAAUUAGAAAAGCAGAUACCCAUCAAAACUGGUUCUGAAAAGAACGAAUACUCUGGUUGCUUCGAUCAGCUCUCUGGAGCACUGGGUGUGACUCUCUGCGGACAAGUAUCGGUACCGUUCUCAAUCUCUGGUCAAAACGCCCAAAGCUCGAUCUCACAGUAUCUGGCUCGCUACCCUCUCACAGGAUCAUCUAAAGUCAACCUUGUACUGGAGAAAAACGAUCUCCGAGGAUAUUACAUCAAGGGUCUCGUUCAUAAUGAAGGAGGAAGACGUGGCCUCGAAUUGCUUUUUGAGGCACAAGGAUCCAAAAACGGCCGUGCCCAAUUCCUUGGCGAAAUUGUGAACACUUCCGAAGAGAAAACGAUAAAGGCUAGCCUCGAAUCACCAAUCAAAAAAUUAUUCGGUCAAGUGUCACUUAACACCAAACCAAACGACUACUCCUUGAUGGUGAAAGCACAAAUGGAUCAAAUUUCAUACUACGGUCGAGCUGGAGUCAACAUCGAUGGUAAUGACAGAAGAUCAGUUUGGAGACCAAUCCUGGAGUACCAGUUCCCUGGAGAUGGAAAGAAAAAUAUCAAGGUCGACGGGCAAAUCACUAAGGAAGUUAACGGGCCUGUUACUAGAUACACUCUCGAUGGUGUCAAGUUCAACAUUCCCAACUCAAACGAGCCAGUCAACAUUGAAGGGCACUUCAAACAGGAGCCAAGAUCUUUCGAAACUGACCUUAAGCUUAAGAAGGGUCAACAAAACGUAUUGAUUAGCGGCUCCCUAAAGGGCAAUGACUUUAAGGCAGAUUUCAUGAACACAUUGAACCCCUACAUCAACUUUAAGGCUACUGGACAUAUUGAAAAUGAUGAAAACGUACUGCACAAUGACAUCGAUGUGUACUACAGCGGGGACUGCCGCAACCCACAGAACCGAAUCACUUUAAACCAAUUGUAUAAACGACACUUCACAUCAUCUGAGGACUUCAACAUCAUCACUAAGAACAAAUUCGAAAUCCACGCAUUACCUUUGAAAGUGAAACUGGAAUUAGAAUCGGAUCCCAAAAAAUUAGAAAUCGACGUUGGAGGUGUUUACUUAGACAAAAAGGCUAACUUCGAACUUGACGCCCGUAGAAACAUGAAAAAACCCGGAGACUACAAAAUCAAAUGGUCCUUGGACGUCGAUAAGCAAUCGAUUGAGGCGCUUAUCAAAAGAGACGUCGUUUCCGCUGAUAAGUCAAACUUGGAAAACUAUAUUGACUUUAAGAAUGUCGGUAAAUACGAACUCUCUGGAGUUGUCCUGCACAAGCUGAAGGAACAUGACACGAAUAUUGGUGCCGUCGGUCACUUGAAGAUUUCUGGCACUGGCAAAGAUGAGGAUAUUAAAUUCGAUAUUGGUGCUGUUGAGACCACGAACCUGUACUCCUCCCACGCCACAAUCUCCACCUCAAAGGGCCAGAUCCUCGACUACCUGCUGAAGAUCAACACUGGAACCAACCCCAACGGACAGCUAAAGUUCAACCUCAAAGACGCCAUCUCUGCCAAUGGACAGUUCCAAGUUACUGAUAGCGACGGUAAAGGAAAUGGAAACAUCAUUAUUAACUUUAAGAAGGCGGAACGCGUUAUCAAGGGUGACGUAACAUUCGUCGUAAAGGAACCGACAUAUAACGCUGACGUCGACAUUUUCCUAAACUUCGAGAAGGACAACAACGAAAAACUACACUUCAGCACCGUUACCAAGAAAAGUGAUAAACUGUUCGACAGCAAGAACAAAUUGGACUACGCAGGUAAAGGAAUAGAAUUAAACGUACACAAGGACGGUGCCGUUGCUGACGCCGGCAAGGGACACUACAGCGCAGAGCUGGUGUUGCCCGAUGGGCGCUGCAUAAACAUCAAAGUUGAUCGAGAACUUUCUAUUAAGAACAACGUAUACAAUGGUCACGCUGAGGCUGUAUUUUCCGAGUCUGCUAAGCGUGGUGGACCAGCAUCUACGAUCACUUACAAGUCCAAACUGUCCAAUACUGACUUCAACAAUGCAAUCAUUGACUACGAUGGUCAGAUUGAACUGCAUCUCAAGGACGGAAAGAAUCUCCUUAACACUAUCACCUUCAAGAACACUCUUAAUGGAGACAAGUCUGAUUUAAUUUUCAAGAGCGAAAUCAGCGGUAACUUGCUGCCAAAGAAAGCUAUUAUCGACGCUAGCGCGUCUUACACCGACGUGAAACGUACAAACGACAAGUACAGAUUGAAAGCAAGCUAUGGAGAUGACCUCGCCACGGAAAUCGUUGGAGAUUUACAGAUGUACUGGCCUGAAAAGGGAGAAAAGAAAUUCUUAGAGGACUACACGAUGACUAUCCGUCUGCCCUUCGACAAAGCCCACGACAUCAAAUAUGUGGGCACUAACAUGUAUUUGGAGCCGGAAAAUGGUGCCACUGAGAUCACCGUCAUCCAAUCAUUCCAAAUCAACAGUGACCUGUACAAGUUCGAAUCAAACGGAAAGUACGAUGACAAAAAGGGUAACACCAAGGCGAAAGUUAUUGUUCCCCACGUCGACCCCAUCAUCGUCGACUCCAGCUACACCGUUGAUAUUUCCAAGGAAAAAUCAUCGGGUCAAUUCGACGUGAAGGCUCAAUAUGGUAAAGGCAAAGUGACGACCAUGUCUUUGGAAGGAGUUUCGUCAGACAAGGACGUGAACUUCAAGAUUGUGACAAACAGUCCUCACAGUGAGCGCAUCAAGAAAUUCGAACUUGAAUUCAAUGCUAAGAACCCAUCCCCUGACACAUACAACGGGGUGCUCUCUGCAUCGGCUGACUCUCGCGUGUACCGCUCAGACCUACUCAUAGUACAGUCUGCUUCACAACCUGUAUUCGACUUUAAGUACACCAGCCCUUUAUCACCCAAGACUACCAGACUGUUCUUCAAAGGCCUCUCCCUCCGCUCAACCCAAGGUCGUAUGGAAGUGAAAGUAGAGAACUUUAGGAAUUUCGACCUUGACUCAAAUGUUGAAGUGAACUUCGAAAAGGACUUCUACAUUAAGAGUCAGACCAACGCUGAAAGCAUGGGACUUAAGAAUUACCAAAUUGACAUCUCAAGCAAAGACGCUGGAAGCGGCAAACGACUCGAAUUCAACGCUGUCAACGAUGGAAAGAACGUGCUAAGUGGAAGCACAUCGUUCAUCAGCAAACAAGAGGGACCAAAAACGAUCAUUGAAGGUUCUGGAACGCUGAAAAUCAAAGAUGAGCAGAAGCCCGCUAACUUCAAGUACAUUCGCACCAUCCUCACUGAGGGUAAUGAACAAGGUGUUGAGACAUUUAUGAACGUCGCUUUCGGAGAACGCAACCAUGUAGCCGAGUCGCGUAUCACCAACCUCGAAUACAAAGCCUCGUACGUUUACUGCGAGGAGAAGAAACAAUGCGCUCACGCGGAAAUCUACUCCAAAUUCGUCACCAACAAACCAGGAAUACUUCAGCACCAAUUCAACGUGGGAGUAGACUUGCGCAAGUUGGGUCUGGCAACCGAGUUCGGUCUACAGGUUGCUAACGAGUUCUCGGAGAAGAAACUACCGCAGUACGAACUCAACCUGCACAUUAACAAAGACAGCGAAAAGGUCCACCUACACGUUUACAACCAACCGGAAGACGGAAAACUCCCAGCGGGUAUCGUCCUAACACUGCCUCAAAGGGUCCUCGCUGCUGAAUCUCUCAUCCAGUACCCAACUGGUAAAGCUCUGCCCUUCCCCAUCCGUGGAGAACUGAACCUUUACCCCGACAAGAAACGUCCUCAGACGAAGACCGGAUUCAGAUUCAACUUUGACGUUUCUGGAAACGAGAGGCAAGGAGAGGCCGAAGCUUUGUUUGCAUUCAGUCACCCGAAAAUUGGCAAGGAAGCGACUGUCAAAUUCCACGGAUCUCUGAAGAGGCCCAAUGAAAACACCCUCAAGAUCGAAUCAUCUGGAGUCAUCUCACACUCUAGUCUCGGACAGGACCGUGAAACUAAAUUCUUCUUGGAAGUCAACCCCGUUCACAUCAACUUAGUGAUCGACACACCGUUAGUGAAGAUCAUUGACUUGGAAGGAUCAGCAACACUGAAGGACAACUUACAGCAAGGAGACCUCAAGUUCAGUCUGCUCCAGGGCAAGCCGGUCGUGGUGUACGCUGUUAUCAAGGACUACCAAUACUACGAGUUUACUACUGGAUACAGUGAUGAGUCAGAACGCAAGUUAUCAGUUAUCGGUCACUUGAACCCCGAGAAACGCGUCGACGUCUCCGUAGACAUCUCACUCGGAGGACAGAAGAAGAACAUCGGUCGAGCGGCAAUUUUCGUUGAGAACAACCUUGUUAAGACCGACUAUGGUGUUUCCAAGGACAAUUUCCAUUAUUUCGUGAACGCUUUAAGGAAAGACCUGGACACUCUCCAAUCACGUAUCAAGGAACUUGGUACAAAGAGCAGCAACGAAUUCAAACAAGUUCUGAGGCGAGUCGAACCAACUUACAAGAAACUCGCAGAGGCUUACAAGGAUGAUAUUGAAAAACUCUUGGAAGAAAUUUCUAAUGACAAGUCUUUGAAGGAGGUCUCUGAAGCUCUGCACACUGUCGCCCAAGCAGUUGCUAAGAUGAUCGACGAUGUCAUCCACGUGUUGAAACCUUUAGCAGAAAGGAUUACUGAGACAAUCACAGACUUGGCAAACAAAGUUCACGACAUGUACGAACAGAAGAUCGAACCAAGCCUUAAGCAACUCUAUGAUAACAUAGCAGCUGUCGUGAGGGAAUACACAGACGUUAUUAUCGACAUCGCAGCACAUUUCUCAGCCCUCGUCAUGGACUUCUUCGAGAAACACAAGCCUGAACUACAGGAACUGACCAAUAUAUUCACUGAGAUCUUCAAAGAUCUGACUCGUAUCGUGGUGGCUCAGCUCAAGGAAUGGCGCGUAAAGUCCUCACAGUUCUUCUCGGAAGUAAUGGCACAGAUCAAAGAAUUGCCUAUCAUCGGAUUAAUUAAGGAGAAGUGGUCAGAGCUGGCAAUUCCAGAACAGUUCUAUGGAUUGGUACAAGAAGCGAUUGUCUCCCUACGUAACGUCCUUCCUACUGAAGAAUCGAAGGCCUUCUUGGACGCCCUCAACAGAUACGUGCAAAAGAAAGCCCAUCAACAAAAGUUCGACGAGCAAGCGGAACUGAAGUUGGUGUUCGAGAAGCUGAUUUCAGCCGUCACGUCACUUGUUAAGUUCGUUCGUGAACGCAUAGACUUCGAUCUACCCUCACCUGUCUUCACAGGCGUAAGUUUCAUACCUUCUCUCCCCGGAUUCUCUCCUAUCUCUUUGCCAUCGUUCAGGGGAUCAGUCGCCUUCAGCUUCAUCACGCAGCUUAUCAAUGGAGACUUCCCUGACUCUCUAACCUUCAUUAGGACCUACAGACCACGCAGUUUGAACCCACUGAACGAUAUCCCCCCUAGAUUGCGCGCGGUGGUUGUAAACGGUCAGCACAUCUUCACCUUCGACGGUCGCCACUUGACCUUCCCGGGCUCGUGCCGCUACGUCCUGGCUCACGACCACGUCGACAGGAACUUCACUCUCGUGAUCCAACUCGCCGCCGGAAGCCCCAAGGCUCUGAUUCUGGAGGACAAGAGUGGCAUCACCAUCGAGCUCAAGGACAACGGACAGGUCACCCUCAAUGGCGCUAAUCACGGUUUCCCAGUCAUCGAAGAGGACGUGUUCGCUUUCCGUCAGGCAAAUGGACGUAUUGGUCUUGGUUCCAAAUAUGGACUUAUGGUCUUCUGUUCACCCAAACUUGAGGUAUGCUACAUAGAAGCAUCUGGCUUCUACCUCGGCAAGCUUCGCGGUCUGCUGGGAGAUGGAAACAACGAACCGUUCGACGACUUCAGGCUACCCAACGGAAAGAUAACAACCUCGGAGAGUGAGUUUGGCAAUUCAUACCGCCUGACCAGCAGCUGUGCCCAAGCGCAGGCCCCCGAACACUCCAACCACCAAAUGCACCAAGCUCUGCCACCAGCGUGUGAAACCGUCUUCGGAGGAAGCUCACCUUUAAGGCCCUUGUCACUGUUCUUGGAUAUGGCACCAUUUAGACAAGCCUGCAUCCACGCCUGCUCGGGCGACUCCGCGGAAGCCCUAGAAGUGGCGUGCGACCUCGCGCGCGCGUACGGCGGCCUCGCGCUCACCGGAGCCUUACCCGCCGUGCUGCCGCCGCAGUGCGUGACGUGCACCGACAGCGACUCGCCUAAACACUUGGGAGACGUCUACGAAGUCAAACUACCCGCGAAACAGGCAGACAUCAUCGUCUCCGUUGAACUUACCACCGACAACGAAAAGAACUACAAAGACAUCGUAGUGCCGCUGGUCUCGCAACUGAUCGAUGCUUUCAAAGCCAAGCGCAUCACUGACGUGAAGGUGUACCUGGUCGGAGUCACCUCCAAGUUCCCCUACCCCAUCCUUUACGACACAGACCUGAAACUCAAGAGUGCUAAAGUGGAGUUCAAUGAUAACAGCCGCUAUAAUACGAUUGAAGCCGUCGACUUCGGAUGUGACGUCGUCAACUCCUAUGAAAGACACGUCGUCGAAUUAUUAAACACUCUCAAGAUCCAACUUGGUCUGCACAACGUGAUGUUCACUUACCAAUCGAUCCUCGACCUGCCAUUGAGACCUGGUGCUGUCAAGCACUACAUUAGCUCAGUUGGAAGCCAUUGCCUGCCACAGAACUUCUUGAUAAGCACGGUCCGUUCAGCCGUCUUCAGUCAAGUGUUUAAGAACCUUGGUAUCACGCAUUCACUCAUAGCCAAUACACCUGACCUCAAGUUGGGUGGAGGAAAACCAAUCAACCAGAUUGUUGGCUUCUCAAGCACCGGUGUGUUGAUGCUCGGCGACAAGAAGCAGAAGGACAACGAAGCACUCAGACAAACCUUAGAAUUUGGAGAUGACGGCUGCAUUGAUUUCUCACAAGAGAUGGACGGCUACACGUUCUCCGCGAGCAACUUCCAGGCGCUGAGCGCCGCCCAGCAGAAGCAGUUCGUGAAGACGGCGGCGGACGGCAUCGUGAGCCGCGCGCUGCAGGACGCCGCCGCGCAGGCGUGCACGUGCACCUACGUCGACCCCUUCCUCGCGCGCUCCGUCUGCGUCAACAGGGACCGCAGGGAGACUGCUCACCGACGAAAAUAAGCUCUCCAUCAAUCUGUGAUCCUUCUUCCGCAUCUACCAAAUACUCUUAGUCUUACUCUAACGGAUUCAGCAAGAUAAAAUUAGUAAUAUUAGGCUGAUAACAAACCAGGAUAGAAGUUCUCAAGUUUGUUGCCAGCCUAAAGACUUGAAUCCGAACAUUAUAUUAGAUUUUCCGUUUUAUUUAAUAGUUUAUUUAUAAAGUGUCAUAAUGAAUAAGGUUUUAAUUGAUUACUGUAUUAAAACAUAAUAAAGUUAUAUUAUUUA
Messenger RNA from Melitaea cinxia (Glanville fritillary), 10218 nucleotides. It is a transcript of the gene apolpp, whose product is annotated as apolipophorins. Gene Ontology annotation, molecular function: lipid carrier activity. Lineage: Eukaryota; Metazoa; Arthropoda; Insecta; Lepidoptera; Nymphalidae. Gene Ontology annotation, biological process: lipid transport. The transcript is spliced from 59 exons. Bases 1 to 9954 code for a protein of 3317 amino acids. The record is from RefSeq and is a predicted model, not a curated record.